Messenger RNA from Sipha flava (yellow sugarcane aphid), 3093 nucleotides. RefSeq names its product putative protein kinase C delta type homolog. NCBI's taxonomy places the organism in Eukaryota, Metazoa, Arthropoda, Insecta, Hemiptera, Aphididae. The record is from RefSeq and is a predicted model, not a curated record. Gene Ontology annotation, molecular function: diacylglycerol-dependent serine/threonine kinase activity; ATP binding. The transcript is spliced from 8 exons. Bases 240 to 3011 code for a protein of 923 amino acids. Gene Ontology annotation, biological process: intracellular signal transduction; peptidyl-serine phosphorylation.
CGGUGUUUGCCAAACGUGCCAAGACAUCAGUUCAGCCGUACGUUCUGACGGGAAGCGCGUUUAGUCUUCAACGCGUAUUAAUAUCGCAUCAGUAUCGUGUUCAAAAUGUGCUUAUUAUUAUUUUUGAAAAUGUUCAAAGCCCGUAAUUAGCUCGGUUAGUAAACUAAUAAAACAUAAUUAUAUAAUAAAAUGCAUUUUUGAUUAGACCGUAGUGUGUGCUUAACAUAAAUUAUUGCACGAUGCCGUUUUUUUCUGACUACGGCUAUUACCAUGGGUCCGCUCCGUUCUCCUCUCAGUAUUACAGUCAACUACUGCCUUACCCCGGGUCAUCGAACAGUAGCCGACCAAUCAUAAGGGUACAGCCGAGAAAUUACAAUUCGAUGGCGGUCGAACAGACACUGCGAGCCAUACGCAGAGGGGGCCCCGGGGCGGUAGCUGCUCGACAGUAUUCACGACCGGUGCACAUAAACACUUCGGAAAUCGAUGUGACGUCACCGCGACGACCGCGGGCCCCUUGUCCCUCCACGAUGGAAAACGCAAUCGUUAACAACAACGCCGGGGGCAACAUACACCGCGGUCGCACGGUGGUCCGGUUGCACACGAUGACUAAGGGAAAGGAAAAGCCACAUGUGGAUGAACCGAAGGUAAUGACGCUCGUUCUCCCUCCGACGGAGCUCCCUCAACUGGAAUGCAGCAUUUCCGCGGUGCCUGAGGAGGGAUUGGCGAAAAAAGGUACCAUAAAACGACACACGUCCGCGGGCAUCAAAGUACCGGUGAACGAUGACCGUCGGCCGUCCGUGACCGACGAAAUACUGCGCGAGCAGGAAGCGCUGUUCGACACGAUGAUCAUGGAGGAAAUGGACGCAAUGGAGCAAAAAGGACGGCGUCAAAGUUAUCCAGUGGACACGAACAGCAACAAAAAGCAACAGAAGACUAAGGAUACUAGAAAGAAGUCUGCUGCGGGUGCAAUGAUUUUCUUUGGUGAGCCGGAGAGUCCGUCGAAGAAAAUCAAUUGGAAAUUGAACUACGAUGUGAUAAUCGAGGAGAGCGGAACAGAACCGGUAAGUUUUACUUUCAAGUUGAAUAAGAUGAAAAAAGAUAACGACAGCCAUGGUAUCGGCGACAGCAGCGAUAACGGUAAGCUCGACGCUAAUCAUAACGUAGUGACCAAGAUGCAUGAUGACAGCAACAAAAGCAAAAAUAAAAAGCAUGUGAAAUCCAUUAACAAAAAUCAGAUUCAUAAUAAUAAUAAUAAUUCAGAUGAUGUUAGCAUGUCGGAGAAUAAGACAAAAGUGGUGAAAAAGAAAAUUAUCAUUAAGAAAAAAGUGAUAAAAAAGAAGGAGAGCGAAACGCAGCAGCAGCAGCAGCAAGAAAAACAACCGGGACAGGGAAAAAAAACUUCACCUUCGCAUCAGGAAUCGAAAAAAAAAGGUUCAAAGACGGAUGUGCCUGCGGCAGUAGCUACCGCGACUGUAAUAACACCAUUUGUGCGCGCUUCGUUCGGCAAGACGUUCAUAUCGCCGUCGCAAGUGAGCAGGACAAAGAGCAAGUUUGAAAAACCGAAACCCAAAGCUAAACCGGAAACGGCGCCACCAUCGGAACCGCCGUCGCUCCCGGAAACGGUGUCAUCUAAAAACAAGUCUCCUGAUUUGUCGUCGGACGAUGAAUCGUCUAGUGACGAGGAAACGUUAUCGUUGUGCAGCAGCAGCAGCAGCAGCAGCAGUAGCGGCAGCACGUACUACGAUUCGGAUGAUUACGGUGACAACAAGAGAAUAGCAUGCAGUAUUUCCUCGUUCGACUCUGGUUUGCCAUCCUCGCCUGUACCCGCAACAGAUCCUAUAGAUUCGUCAUCGUCAUCGUCAGAUACAGCGGCUAAUUCAUACCAGAUCGGUAAUAAUACAGAUGGAGCCGAACGACCACUUCGCUCUUACAGUUAUCGACAUCAUUCAAGACCUAAACGAGUGGUACCACCCGCCACUAGUAUACCACGAUUCCGGAAGUACGCAGUGGAGGAUUUUAAUUUCUUAAAAGUGCUCGGGAAAGGCAGUUUUGGAAAGGUACUAUUGGCCGAACUCAAAGGAACAGAGUACUACUAUGCGGUUAAAUGUCUGAAAAAAGACGUAGUACUCGAGGAUGACGAUGUCGAAUGCACGCUCAUUGAACGCAAAGUUCUUGCUUUGGGGACGAACCAUCCAUAUUUGUGUCAUUUGUUUUGCACGUUUCAGACAGAGUCACAUUUGUUCUUUGUCAUGGAAUAUUUGAACGGUGGUGACUUAAUGUUUCACAUCCAACAGUCUGGACGAUUUGAUGAAGGUCGUUCUCGGUUUUAUGCAUCCGAAAUAGUGUCCGGCCUCAAGUUCCUUCACAAAAAAGGGAUUGUGUAUAGGGAUUUGAAGCUGGAUAACAUACUAUUGGACUUCAACGGGCACGUGAGAAUCGCCGAUUUCGGGAUGUGCAAACUUCAAAUAUAUUUGGAUAAAACAGCGGACACAUUUUGCGGCACGCCCGAUUACAUGGCGCCUGAGAUAAUCAAAGGCCAGAAAUACAACCAAAGUGUAGACUGGUGGUCCUUUGGCAUUCUGCUGUACGAGAUGUUGGUUGGCAAAUCGCCAUUCAGUGGUUGUGACGAGGACGCCUUGUUUUGGUCCAUAUGCAAUGAACAACCUCAGUAUCCGCGGUAUUUGUCGGUCGACUCGAAAUCUGUUCUGGUAGCGUUAUUAGAAAAAGACGCUACUAAACGGUUAGGUGCGUUGGAAGCUAAUCAUUCGGCCGACGACGUGAUGAGGCAUGCAUUCUUCAGUUCAAUGGACUGGUGUAAACUGGAAAGACGAGAAUUGGAACCUCCGUAUAUGCCCAGGGUUUACCAUCCGCUGGAUACACAUUAUUUUGACAAGCAUUUCACAAAAGAGAAACCGAGACUGACACCUGUUGACAAAACCAUACUUCAGUCAAUGGAUCAGUCUCAAUUCGAUGGGUUUACCUAUACAAAUCCAAAUGUCACAGAUUUAUAAGCCAUUAAACGACUUAGAUUUUUUGUAUAAUUAUAAUCACAUCUUAUAAUUUUUAUAUUUGAUAAAUUCUUAUUUUAAUUUA